Messenger RNA from Arachis stenosperma, 2042 nucleotides. RefSeq names its product probable protein phosphatase 2C 46. NCBI's taxonomy places the organism in Eukaryota, Viridiplantae, Streptophyta, Magnoliopsida, Fabales, Fabaceae. The transcript is spliced from 5 exons. The record is from RefSeq and is a predicted model, not a curated record. Gene Ontology annotation, molecular function: protein serine/threonine phosphatase activity; cation binding. The coding region runs from base 542 to 1726 and encodes 394 amino acids. Gene Ontology annotation, biological process: protein dephosphorylation.
AGAAAUUGAAGGGAGAAUUACUUGUUUUGCCCUUUUCCUUCGGUGUGUUUCGAAAAAGAGAAAAGAAAAGAAAAAGAAGAACACAAACAACAACCGAACCCAACAACAACAAACAGAUAAAAAGGAGAGUUUUCAGCUCUCAGCUUCUUUCAGGUCACCUCACUCCCUUCUCUUCCCUCCUUUCUCCGCCGAUCACCGAUCACUCUCUCUCUCUCUCUCUCCGAUACAAACUCAUAACAACUACAAAACAUCUUAAACUCACACCAAAAACCCUAUCUUUACUACAACACCCUUCACUUUCUUGGAUCUGCAGAUCUAACGUUGUUCCAUCAAUCAAGUACCCUUUUGCCCCUUUGACUGAAAUUCAACCUUGUAUUUAUCCAAUUUUCAUGUUUGAUUUGGGACUUCAAGAUAGGUGCUUGUGUUUACAAAUAACAAUAGGUGUGAAGUUGUGUGAAGAAACUGGAUUACUGUCAUUUUUUGCAUCCAACUUUUUGGAUGUGAAGAAGAACCUGGUGGGUGUUUUGGUUUGAAAUGAGGGAUGCUAUCAAAAUUUAUGGACUUUCUGGUUGCCUGCUGGCGGCGACGAUCAUCACCGGAUCGAAAGGGCUCCGAUGUCUCCGGCGGGCGGAAGGAGGGUUUGCUGUGGUACAAGGAUUGCGGGCAGCAUCUGUUUGGUGAAUUCUCUAUGGCUGUGGUUCAGGCCAACAACUUGCUUGAGGAUCAGAGCCAGAUUGAGUCUGGUCCCUUAAGCUUGCUUGACACUGGCCCUUAUGGUACCUUUGUUGGUGUUUACGAUGGUCACGGCGGUCCUGAGACAUCACGUUACAUUUGUGAUAACCUAUUCCAGCAUCUAAAAAGAUUUGCAUCUGAGCAUAAGUCUAUGUCUGUGGAGGUCAUUCGGAAGGCGUACCAAGCUACAGAAGAGGGUUUUCUGUCAGUGGUCACUAAACAGUGGCCUAUGAAUCCUCAAAUUGCUGCUGUGGGAUCAUGUUGUUUGGUUGGUGUGAUUUGUGGUGAUUCUCUCUACGUUGCUAACCUUGGGGAUUCCCGUGUUGUGCUCGGGAGGGUUGUCAGGGCAACUGGGGAGGUUCUGGCAAUCCAGCUGUCAUCGGAGCAUAACGUGAGUAUAGAAUCUGUGAGACAAGAGAUGCAUUCUUUGCAUCCGGAUGACUCGAAAAUUGUGGUUUUGAAGCAUAACGUAUGGCGAGUGAAGGGCCUGAUACAGGUCUCAAGAUCCAUUGGUGAUGUGUACCUUAAAAAGGCAGAAUUUAACAAGGAACCUUUGUAUGCUAAGUUUCGACUUCGGGAAACUUUCAAAAGACCAAUUUUGAGCUCUGAACCAUCAAUUUCUGUUCAUGAACUUCAAGAGCAUGAUCAAUUUCUCAUAUUUGCUUCUGAUGGUCUUUGGGAACACCUAAGUAAUCAGGAUGCUGUUGAUAUAGUUCAAAAUCAUCCACACAACGGAAUUGCUCGGAGGCUCAUCAAAGUUGCUCUUCAGGAAGCCGCAAAGAAACGAGAGAUGAGGUAUUCCGACCUGAAGAAAAUAGACCGUGGCGUUCGGCGGCAUUUCCACGAUGAUAUCACAGUUGUAGUUGUAUUUCUUGACUCCAAUCUUGUCAGCCGAGCCAGCUCGGUACGGGGUCCUCCGAUAUCUGUGAGGGGCGGGGGCGUUCCCCUACCUUCUAGAACCUUGGCUCCAUGCGCCGAACUCGGUUCUAGCUGAUGAAGGCGGCGGCGGCAGCAGUAUCAUCCUGUUAUUUAUGUUUGUAUGUAGUGUUUGUACCCUUUUAGCAAGACAUUGAGCUUCUGGUGAACCACCAGGUUGUAUAUUCAAUUUAACAAAGUUUGAGAAGAUAAAAAAAAGAUAACAUUUGGUCAAUUAAUGCAAUGUAACAAGUAACCUGGGAUAUGUUAGCUUAAUGCCUGAGGGAGAAAAAGCAUCUUUGGAAAUAGAACACCAAACCCAAAAGGUGACAUUGGAUAUUUGAUCAUUCAGUCAUAAUCUUUUCUCAUCAUUCUAUGGAGUGAUGUUCUGUAAA